Molecule: messenger RNA, 1359 nt
Organism: Leptosia nina
Lineage: Eukaryota; Metazoa; Arthropoda; Insecta; Lepidoptera; Pieridae
Source: the annotation of a GenBank genome assembly
AUGGAAGAUAUAUUUCAGUGGUGCAGAGAGGGAAAUGCCUUGCAAGUUCGUGUUUGGCUGGAUGAUACUGAACAUGACAUGAAUCAGGGUGAUGACCAUGGGUUCAGCCCUUUACACUGGGCCUGCAAGGAAGGUCACAUUAAAAUUGUUGAAAUGCUUAUCAGACGGGGAGCUAGAAUUAAUGUCACAAACAUGGGUGAUGACACACCUUUGCAUCUAGCUGCUGCCCAUGGGCAUAGGCCCAUUGUGCAACUGCUAUUACAAAACCGGGUGGAUGUCAACUUUACCAAUGAACAUGGUAAUUCACCACUACACUAUGCCUGUUUCUGGGGUUACAGUGCGAUAGCUGAAGACUUGGUUAUAGCUGGUGCUUUGGUGUCAUUGGCUAAUAAGGAUGGGGAUACUCCGCUCGAUAAGACUAAGGGUCAGCUUGUUCAAAGACUUCACGAACUGGCUGUAAACCAAGGCCAAGACCUGAAAAAGAUUCAGUUCAAGGAUCAGUCAUGGUUGGGAUUGAAGACAAGAAGUCGGGAUGCAACUCUUUCGAGGCAUAAGGGCAUCAAUAUUAAUGAGCUAGCUUUGCAUACUCGCAUUGCUGUUACUCCUUCUGGUGAGACAUGGCGCGGCCGUUGGCAGAAGAACGAUAUUGUGGCAAAAAUAAUAGCUGUCCGCGAGUGUACACCACGAGUGCAACGGGAUUUCAAUGAGGAGUUUCCUAAGCUAAGGAUAUUCUCGCACCCAAAUAUUUUGCCUGUGGUGGGUUGUUGUGUGUCCCCACCAUCACUCGUGGUGAUAUCACAAUACAUGUCAUGGGGUUCGCUCUACGCGUUGUUGCACGGCGGUGCUGGUGGUCGCGUGGUAGUGGAUGCAGCAGCAGCGCUGCGGCUGGCACGCGACGUAGCGGCCGGGAUGGCCUACCUUCACUCGCUGCAAAGGGAUCGUAUUCUACCCACUUACCAUCUUAAUAGCAAGCACGUCAUGAUCGACGAAGACCUAACGGCGCGCAUCAACAUGGCGGACUCGAAGUUCUCGUUCCAGGAGCGCGCGCGCGUGUACGCCCCCGCGUGGAUGGCGCCCGAAGCCCUGCAGAAGCCGAGCGCCAAGCGCAACUGGGAGGCCGCCGACAUGUGGAGCUUCGCGGUGCUCCUCUGGGAACUGGCCACUAGAGAGGUUCCAUUUGCCGAUCUGUCUCCAAUGGAAUGCGGGAUGAAAGUCGCCCUGGAGGGUCUGCGUGUGAGCAUACCGCCUGGCAUUUCGCCUCACAUCUCCAAACUGAUCAAGAUCUGCAUGAACGAAGACCCGGGGAAGCGACCUUCGUUCGAGAUGAUUUUACCCAUACUCGAGAAGAUGAAACGCUGA